Messenger RNA from Aspergillus lentulus, 813 nucleotides. Lineage: Eukaryota; Fungi; Ascomycota; Eurotiomycetes; Eurotiales; Aspergillaceae. The record is from RefSeq and is a predicted model, not a curated record.
AUGAACUCCUCCCUCGACGAAGCCCUCCACUGCACAACCUGCAAACUCACCCAGCUCCCCCGCGCAUCUCUACUCACAGCCCUCGCCACCGGCCUCUACAAUCCCCGCCGGGACCCGCCGUUCCUACAUCCACAGACAGCAGAGAUAGACGGCGUCUCCCCGCGAACGAUACCCCCAGAGCCACAGGUCCCAGGGUACCAAAGGCUGAUGACGCCGGCGCAGCACGAGAGCUACAGUACUGCGUUGGGGGAACUGGCCGAGCGAGAAGCGGGCAGAGGGGACGAAGGCGAAGGCGAAGGCGAAGACGGGGCGCUGUUCGCGCGGUACAUGCUUGAUUUCCAUAUUCAUGUGCAUUAUCUCUCGCGGCGGGGGCUGUUGACGCUGUGUCGGGAUGUGGAGGAGGUUCAUGAGAUGCGGCGGUGGAGGUGGAGGGUUGCGUUGGUGGAUGAUGUGCUCGCGGGGGCGGAGUAUCAGUAUCCAGGGAAAGGAUGUGGAAAGAAGAGGGGGGUGAGGCCGCCGAAUGAGAAUCCGCAUCUGUCGAUGUAUCAGAUGGCGUUGUGGCGGCGGAAAUGGAUGGCGCGGCGGCAACGGGUGGACGAGGUACGGCUCAAGUGGGCUGUGAUUGUCGAGGAGAGACGAAGGCAAAGGGCCGCUGCGGCCAGGACAAUCAAAGUGAGGUUGCACUGUUCGCGCGAGGGAUAUAAGACUUUCAUCCGUGAGGUCGAGGUCGAGGUCGAGGGUGGAGACAUUACCCUACGUACAGAGCAUUUGCAGUCGACGCUGGUAGAAAGACAGAACGGGACGGACGAAUGA